Molecule: messenger RNA, 2150 nt
Organism: Polistes dominula (European paper wasp)
Lineage: Eukaryota; Metazoa; Arthropoda; Insecta; Hymenoptera; Vespidae
Gene: csul
Product: protein arginine N-methyltransferase 5
Biological process (GO): peptidyl-arginine N-methylation; regulation of DNA-templated transcription
Cellular component (GO): cytosol; nucleus
Source: RefSeq, a predicted model, not a curated record
UCCGCCAUUCCGAUAUACUCCGAAAUGUUCCGACGUAUUUCGAAUCGUCCCGAACCAUUCCGAAUUGUUCCGAAUUAUUCCGAAUUGUUUCACUUAUCACGAGUGUAUCAACGUAGCAACGCACCGGCUUCGCGCGCUCCUAGUAAAACAAUUGAAAAAGAAAUAAGGUUAAAAUCAUUUAUUGCACUUUAUAAUAAAAUGACAAACCAAAGACCAAUUUCAUGUGGAUUAGAUCUAUGUUCUGUACCGGAUCUAAAUACUUGCUUGCAUACUGCAACUACAUCUAGAUUUGAAUUUAUAUGUAUACCACUUGUUCAUCCAUUAUUUAAAAGAGAAUUUUUAUCUGGUGUUGUCAAAAAUCGACCAGGGCCAUUAACAAGACCCGAUUUAGUAUUAUGUACUCCUGAUUGGAAUAAUUUAAUUAUUGGAAAAAUAUCUCCUCAUAUAAAAGUCGAUGCUUUAGAUAGUAUAUAUAGGAAAAAUAGUGAAGAAGCUUUAAAUCAAGAAUUAACAUUGGCUACUCAUUUAGGACUGGCAGGAGUUAUGCUUAAAUUAAUAGGUGGCAUAGAAAGAAAUAUUAAUCUUGCCAGAAUUAUAAACAAUAAAUUAUUAGGUACUUGUAAUUAUCAAAUAUGGGUACAAAUUCCUAUGGAAAACCCAUUGAAACAAGCACUUUCGUACAGAGGAGAGGAAGAUGUUGCUGUUGAAAAUUCUUGGGAAUGGUGGAACAGUUUCAGAGCAGUUUGCGAUUAUGAAAAGAAAUUAGCAAUUGCUUUGGUUAUAAGUCAUGAUCUUCCUGAACCAGAAGAGAUAGAUAGAUGGCUUGGGGAACCAGUGAGAUGUUUGAUACUGCCAACAACUUUAUUUAUAACAAAUAAAAAAGGAUAUCCAGUGCUAAGCAAAGCGCAUCAAAUGAUAAUCAAGAAAUUUGCUAUACUGGAAACACAAUUCAUAUUAACAGGAGCAAACCGAUACAGUAGUAUAUCACUUUAUCACAAUUACUUGGACUUUUUAUGGAAGAAUUGUCAAAUAGAUGGGCCAGUAGAACGAUUCGCACGUGGUUACGAAGAUUAUUUACAAUGCCCACUACAACCAUUGAUGGAUAAUCUUGAAUCCCAGACAUAUGAAAUAUUUGAAAAAGAUCCCAUUAAGUAUACCCAAUAUCAAUUGGCUAUGGUUGAAGCGAUAAAAGAUAUAAAUUAUAACAGAAAAACUCAAUUGGAUAAAAUGGUAAUUAUGGUUGUUGGUGCUGGAAGAGGUCCACUUGUACGUGCUGCAUUAAAUGCUGCCGAAUUGACAAAACAAAAGAUUAAAGUAUACGCAGUUGAGAAAAACCCAAAUGCUGUCAACACUCUACUUGCUCUUCAAGGAGAGUUAUGGGGAGACGUAGUAACCAUAGUAUCCAGUGACAUGAGAGAAUGGACUGCUCCAGAACAAGCAGAUAUUCUUGUUUCUGAGCUGCUUGGAUCUUUUGGUGAUAAUGAACUCUCUCCUGAAUGUUUGGACGGUGUUCAACGAUUUUUAAAAGAUGAUGGUAUCAGUAUUCCAUGUUCAUAUACUUCGUUUAUUGGUCCUGUACAAUCUUCUAAAUUGUAUAAUGAAGUACGACAAUGUAAAGAUAAGGACAAACAUCCUCUUGUAAAUUUUGAAACGCCUUAUGUAGUUCAUUUACAAAAUAAGUAUGACAUAGCAAAGCCUCAACCUUUAUUUACAUUUUAUCAUCCAAAUAAAGACAAAAUUAUAGAUAAUAAUAGAUACGAGAUGAAGACUUUUAACGUGAAACAAAAUUGUAUACUUCAUGGAUUUUCUGGUUAUUUCGAAGCAGUUUUAUACAAUGAUAUUAAUUUAAGUAUAGAACCAAGUACACAUAGUCCAGGAAUGUUUAGUUGGUUUCCUAUUUUCUUUCCUAUUAAGGAACCAAUUCGGUUGGAAAAAGGGAAAAAAAUAGUAUUGCAUUUUUGGCGCAAAUGCAAUAACAAAAAUGUUUGGUAUGAAUGGUGUGUUAGUGAACCAAUUGUAGGAUCUAUUCAUAAUCCAAAUGGACGAUCUUAUACCAUUGGUUUAUAACGCAUACAUAUAUAUGUAUUUUACAAUGCGCUUUACCUUUGUUCUAGUAUUAUCAAAACGAUAAAUAAAUAUAAUUAUUUUAA